AUGAGACGUGCACUGGUUUUCGUGUGUGCUUUUUGUGCUGUACUUCGUCUUGGGCUUGGGAUCUUAAGCAAACAAGACACUGAAGAGACUUCUGCUUCCCAAUUGAAGAAGUUGGACAGGAGGGUCGACCUCCUUGGACAAGCAUCUUAUGAUCACUCCCACUACCACUCAGGUGGCGAUUUUGGAUACGGCUUGGGGGGUUACGAUCAUCAUCAUUACGAUCACCAUGAUCAUCACGACCAUCACGUCUCGCACAACGACGCGGCACUUAAAGGACUCCUUGUCCCUCUGGCCGGGGUCGCCCUUCUAGGAGCUGCUGCUCUUUUCGCCUCCAACCCCGUACUUCUUCAACUGGGUGUCAUAACGGGAAAACGAAGACGGCGUGACAUCGGCGAUCUGCUAAGAAACGAAAAAUUCAGGGAUAUACAGGCAUUGGAAAAAUUUAUCGAACAGCUGCCAAGAGCCCAAGUAGUCAAACAAGAGAAGAAGCUCCUUGCCAGCUAUUUGAUGUGUUCUGGUGCUGCCACAUAUGGCAAUAGAUGUAUCGAAAGGUUGACUUGUGAAAUUGAAAAUCCCCUGUCAAAUGUGACUCAACUAGAACGACACGUAUUAGAAAUCGUUCAUUCGGACAUUAUGAAGAAUGAAUUCAUCCCACUGGAUUUAAAACACAGAAUUGAGAAGGCAAAGUCAAUAGGGAAGACUGUGGGGAAAUGCCAACGGUUUUUCUGCUCCGACAUCGAUAAAUGAUCUUUACAAAAACCUGUUUGCAUCUAUAUAAAACAAACAAUGCAUACAUUUUGUA
Cimex lectularius (bed bug) is the source of this 802-nucleotide messenger RNA. RefSeq lists its product as uncharacterized. The record is from RefSeq and is a predicted model, not a curated record. The coding region runs from base 1 to 747 and encodes 248 amino acids. The transcript has 4 exons. NCBI's taxonomy places the organism in Eukaryota, Metazoa, Arthropoda, Insecta, Hemiptera, Cimicidae.